GAGCUUACUGAGGUUUUUCGCCUUGAGUUCCGCGUUGUCAGUCCGCCAGUCUCAAAGCCGGUUCUUUUUGAUGCAAGUGGACAAGGCGGUGAAACAGCCUCCGCGUUCGGGCCUGAUAACUCUGGCGGCAAAUUAACCGGGAAAAUAGUGAUCCUUCAUGAGACAGGAUCUCGGGACGAGGCUACGGUCGGCGAGAGAGUCGGGCCGCGGCUGCUCUGGAGUCUGGUCAACUUGAGUCGGCGCAGUUCACCAGAUCGUGCAGUAGGCGGCAACCCGACCGUCACUCGCCUGAACAUCGAAGCUGUCCGUCUUAAGCAUUUGGCUAUUGUAAUUAAG
Protopolystoma xenopodis is the source of this 336-nucleotide messenger RNA. Lineage: Eukaryota; Metazoa; Platyhelminthes; Monogenea; Polystomatidea; Polystomatidae. The record is from the annotation of a GenBank genome assembly.